AUGGAUGCACGGGUAAAUGAUAACAAUGCAAUCAUAUGGCCAUGUGAACGAUCCUUCCCAUCAAACCAAGUGAACAAUCCGCUAUUAGCCACCAAGUCUACAAGCGAUGUACCACAUGGGACUACCACAACAUGUAUCCUCGUUGCAUCGUCAUGCAACACUCGGCCCCUUGGGAGCGACCUAGUCUCGCUGAGUCGAACAAAACAGGGAAGCGCACUCGAACACCACAAACUCUAUAUGCAUUUAACUAAGCUACGACAAAGUGUACUUGAAGCAUCAAGCAUACAUGACCGGAAUGACAACGUCGAUCGGGAACUUCUGGUUGAUCGCGAAGACUUCAUCUACCUUCGGAAACUGAUCGUCGGAUGGUUCAUGGAAACUGCUACACCGUUUGGAAUUCAGUCGUCCACCUCUACCGUCGGCUUCAGGAGCGGUCGUCACUUCACGAAGAUUUUGAAUCUAUCUCUCUCUCUCUCACGAUUUCUGUUUAGCUCCAAAGCCUUUGUUCUACUUAUAGAGGAGGAGAUUCGACCCAUGAUGGACAAAUGUCGUGUCUUAGGUGACGCAAAACCCACAAGGACACUCUUCCUCUGA
Messenger RNA from Arabidopsis thaliana (thale cress), 594 nucleotides. RefSeq lists its product as uncharacterized. Bases 1 to 594 code for a protein of 197 amino acids. The record is from RefSeq and is marked reviewed. The transcript has 2 exons. NCBI's taxonomy places the organism in Eukaryota, Viridiplantae, Streptophyta, Magnoliopsida, Brassicales, Brassicaceae.